AUGCUGGAAGAGAGAACAUUGUCCCCGGAGAGUACAGAGGAGGUGGGACAGUUAGUGAGCAUAGCCCAGGGCCCAAGUUCCCUUCCUCGGGUCACUUUUAAUGCUCCAGAGAAACCAGAAGAGGAAACAUCCCACAGAAGGCUGGGCAAAUUAACCAUCAAGUAUAACCGAAAAGAUCUUCAGAGAUGGCUAGAUCUGGAGGAGUGGAUUGAUGCCCAGUUGCAAGAGCUAUAUCAGUACCAGGUGAGUAACUAUUUGACUGGAUAAAGACAUCACACAUAAGACCAAAGAAUUUUACCUAUGCUAGGACUGUCUCUAGCACAAUGUAUGGCUUGGAAUGGAAUGGACAUCUGUUUUGGUGAUAAAGGAAUGUGAUUCACUGUCACACUCAUUAACUUGUUAAAUUCUCCCACUCCCAUUCUGCAUGGAUUACUGUGUGAGAUUAGACUGGGGCUUAAUGGUAGAGCCACAAAGCAUCUGCCUGGAAAGGAUCAGCUCAUCCAACUCUCCACCCUGAGGCAAAGACAUCUUAUAUCCAAAAAGCAUUACUGGCAGACACCUUUCUGCUCUUACCUUGGAAAUUUCCAAGCAGGACACCUCAAAACCUUAAGUAGCUUUUUCAGUUGUGGGAAUGCUCCCAUGAUCAGGAAGUUUGUCCUAAUCUUGAAUUUAAAUCUACUUCCUGCAACUAAAAGCCAUUGUUUGUUGUCCUGAAUGCAAGUUGAAAGAAUGGGUGACUGUUUCCCUUUUAUUUUCCAAUAUCUCUAAAAAUGUUUGGCGCAUGUCUGGGUACCUUACAGAAUUUCUGGAUAUUUUAGACUGGCCUCAAAGGAUUUGCUUUUUUAUUCAGGGCAGCCUUCCCCAGUUUAGUACCCUCCCAUCACCCCUGACCACUGUCCUGAUGGCUGGGGCUGCUGGGAACCUGAAUCUAAAACAUCCAGGGUGGAUCAGGGUGGGGAAGGUUGACUUUGAUUGGCAUCCAUCUGUCUCAGGUACAAUGAAGGGGUUUGCCUUGGGUGUAUGUGUGAAGUCAAACUGUUGGGAAGUUACAGCACCUGUUGGGUUUGUAGAGACCAAUGCGGGAGAGACAUGCUUUGUUGUAGCGGGGGCAGAUGAAGGCGUCAAGUUGUGCUGUUGCAGAUGCACCAUGGCUUUUCUUCUCCCAGUGGUCAUUCCUUCUCAGGUCAUUGCUAUGGAUACACAACUUGACUGCAUGUCUCCAGACACUGUGCUUGUCUACAAAGGAUUCCCACACAGCAAGAUCGAUGUUGCCAACCUCAGGUCACAUUUGCAGACAUUUUUGUUACGCAUAAUUGAUUAUGGCAUGUGUGUCCUGCCCAAUUUGCAAGGGCAUUUUAAUUUCACAACAUCCCUUUGUGGAGAUGAUCAGCUGGGAGAGAUUGAGAAAUCUGUCCAUAGUCAUCCCAAUGAGUUUUGUAGCAUGAACUUGAAUAAAUGUUUUCCAUUUCCAAACUCACCUUGAACCAUUUAAUCCACAUUUACUUUCUGUGGCUACUUCCACACUGGGCAUUUUCUGUGGAACACCUACCCUCUGUUCACUCACUUUUUAUGGGGAAUCUGCAUGAUGCCGUUGUCAAAACAUCCUCCCAUGAUGAUCUUCUUCAACUUCCAUCCUUUUCCAAAGCUUAAUUUCCCAAGAGGUAGAUGACCUAUAAGGCAGCUGCUUAUUAGGUUGUUGGGCAAGUUAUGGAUUGUAUAGAUUGCUCUAACAAUUUCCUUCCCUAUGAUCCAUCUCUCCUAUCUAUGAAUCAGAUAUAUUACUUUAACCCUUCCCUUCUCAAAUAGCAUUGCAUUUAUAUCCAUUUCUAUUCUACUCUCCCCAUACAUCACACCAAAGGGAGGUAACUAUGAUCAAGACUGCAGCAAGUGGAGGAAAAGGGGGGGGGACAUUUAACCCUUUCCUCCAUGCCCUUGCUGAAGUGAGAAUUCUCUUCCUCCCCAUGGACACUUGAGACUUGAAGGCACUGUCUAGUAGUCACAAGCCAAGCAGAGAGCAUCCAGGACCUUGGACAGCUCCAAAAAGCCCCCUCUAAAACAGCCACAAGAGCAGCUGUUGCAGCAGGGAGCUAUAGCCUUUGUAGUUGUUUAGUCUAACCAAGCCUAAAGUGUGGCAGAUUCCACUGCCCUGGAAGAGCUUGUCUGCUGGUUAAAGGUCCCUUGCCUUAUUUUGUAGUCUCUGGGUUCUACAAGGUUUGAGAGACAGAAGUAAUGCAGGGGACUCACCCUUUAAGUCAGAAGAUAGUGGCAGGACUGUGUCUGCUAGCCCUGAGUAAGGCACUGUUUGUUCUUCCUCUAAUGAGUAGCCUGAACUUCAUCUGAACAAUGCACUGCAAGGUUCCCAGGUCAUGGGUCAUGACACCUCAGCAUUCGAGGCUGUUUUUCUUGGGGGGAGGGGCUACCCACCUGGGUACAUGUUGAAUCCUAAAGACAAUAAGCCUGAAAACAGAGUUGCUAUUCCACUUGCAGCCUAAAGCAGGACAGCAAUUAUUGUGUCCGAUUAAUUAUCCACACCUGGAAACACCUGAGAUCUUUACCCAAUCUUGUAGAGUCCUCUUCCAUCUUGUCAGCUCUUGAACUAUGGAACUUAAAACUCAACAUAAUACUCUAAAUGAGGUCUCAGCAGGGUCCCUCAAUAGCACCACUAAAUUUCUAUGUCUGGAAGACCAUUUGAUAAUUUGAUUGUACCUAAAAUAAGUUUGUUUGUUUCGUGAAAUGCAUACACCACUUGAUUGUAUUUUUUUUUUAACAAUACUUUUAAAUAUACAGAAAGCUAAACUAUUAAAACAGAUUAAAAUUCACACCAGCAUUUCUAAGCAUCUGGGUAGGCUUGCCUAAACAAUGUUUUUAACAAGUGCCAAGAAGAAUAUAGUGAAGGUAGCUGCUUGAUAUCAAUUGGUAGGGAGUUCCAAAGUGUAGAUGCUGACACACUAUUGUGUUCUUAUAAAGGCCGAAUGGGUGUUAUGUGGCAUCUGUAAUAUUGCCAAUUCUGCCAAUCGAGGUGGAAUUAGCUUAUUGGGAUCCUUUGCAGGGGAUGAAGGAGGUUGAGGGAGCGUAUUAACAAACAAACUAAUUGUGGGCUAUCUUUCACAAUUUGGGUCAUUGAGAAGAGUAUUUCAAGCCUGUUUCUGUACAGGCAGCAUGUAAAAGCCCUGCCCUCUUAUCUUCAUUCCAAAGGUUGUUUUCCCGACACAGUUUUGCUGAUGCUUUACUUUCCAGCAGCCUAACCCCUGCUUCUCAAAGGCAGGUAAAGGUGAGGAUAUUAUUCAACCUUAUUGAAAGGAGGUUGUUAAGUAAUCAAAGAAAACAUUUGCUGACCUGUCUGUGUAAUAUGGAACUGAAAUAUGACUGUGUGCAUGUGUCACUGGCGGAGGUCCUAGAAAGAUGGAGGAGGCAACCAUUUGAAAUUUGCUUCAAUCAAUCAAAUUUAUGUAUAUAUAAAAUUUACCUUCAGAGUAGCAAUGGGUGGGCCAGAUGAAGAAACAAAAACUGAAGGUGUUAUGUGCCUCAUUAAGUGUGCACACACAUACACCUGAAUGAAACAGAAUCACCCUACCUGGGUAGCAGUCCUAUAUGAGAUGCUACAGUAUUUAUUAUCGUCACCAAAUCCAUAGUAAUAAUUCAUUACAGCUGGGUGGAAAUGAGAGGUUGGGGUAGAUUUUUUUUUCAGGGGAUAAACAGCACAGGGAAACCACCUCACCCCACAAUCCUGAUUCAGAGUGGAGUCUUCCUGCAGCUGCUAAGAAAGGUGGGGCUAGUUAAGAGCUCACAAUUUAAAAAAUGUGCUUAAAGUCACGUCUCAUUGACACUUGUUAGGCCACUGGAGUCGUUGGAGCGUGGCAGGAGGCUCUUGAUUGGCAGGUGCAAGUAUCUGAUCAAACAGAGUGCCAGGCACUAGCUAAAGAAAGAUCCUGCCUGGGGACGUAACAGGAGUGGUUCUGCCUGAAUAAACAGAGCUAUGCCUGGCCGGGGGCCAGUUGGCCAGCUUCAACCAGACUGGUAGACAUGGUGGAGCUGGAGAAGCCCAGGCAGGAUGGUGGUGGCAUCUGAUUAGAGAUUGAGGUGGGGAGGAAAGAGAUGAUGGUUCCAGUGCCUUCUAAAAGCAAUAGAGAAGGGGGCAACCCCAAAACAUGAAGGGCAGCGCCUGUGUAAUUUGAGCAUUGGUGAUUCUGCUCCAGUUGCAGGAGGAGACAGAAGCCACAGCCGCUCCAGAGCCAGAAAUCGACAUUGAGGAUCUUCUUGACGUCUCUAACGAGGAGCAGAAAUCUAAACUGCAGGUUGGACAGAGGCACCUUUAACUGCCUAUUUAGACGGUUUGUGGGGGACCAAAGGGGCCUUUUCCAAUGUUGCCAUGUUUGUCAUCAUGAAAGGAGGUUCUCAGUGAGCUGUUGAACACAGCGUGACUCAAUGAGACAAAACCAUCUGCCCCAUUUUUUGAUGUGGUGUCUGAAAACGGAGUCCUCCACAACUAAGUAACUGGAAUUGCAGGGCGGGGUGGCAUGGGGUGCAAGCUCUGUGUACCGUUUUUGCAAGUGGUUGAAUUCUGAGAUUGAUUCAAAGCAGGCAGGCCAUUUCCGACUUGGGAGUGUUUUGAGAGACUGUCCAUAAAGUACAUCAGUUUUAAACAUAUGAGUUUGCCUAAUACAGAGUCAGAUGAUUGGCUCAUGUGGCCCAGUGUGGUAUACUAUUGCAGAUAAGUGAAAGGCCAUGGUUCAGUGCAAGAGCAUUUGCUUUGCAUACAGAAAGUCCCAGGGUCAAUCCCCAGUAUUUCCAGUUAGGGCUGGGAGAGGCUCCUGCCUGAAACCCUGGAGAACUGCCAAUCAGGGUAGACUAUACUGAGCUAGUUGGACCAAUCAUCUGACUCGCUAUAAGGCAGCUUCCUGUGUUCUUUUGGCUGCCAACCAAAGAGAUUUUGCUUCCUUGCCCCUGGGGGUAAAAUGUAGAGGAAGAUAUAUAGAGAUAUAUAAUUCAAAUACAUGCAUAAAUGUUUUAUCUUAUCUUGUAGGAAAUUCUCCAGGAAUGUUCCAGACCUACAGAGGUGAGCAUAGAGCAAGGCAAUUGUCAGUGCUUUUUUUAAAUUUUUCUAGGAAGUAAUCAAGUGUACGCAGUACCGGCACCUUUUUUGUUGUUGUUAAAAAUUGUGGCACUUACUCUAACAACUUCAUGGUGAGUACUGGCACCUAUUUUUCUAGAAGAAGAAAAAGCACUGGUGAUGCUUUAAUAUCACAGUGUUCUGCUCUAGGAGCAGCUGAACAGCCAGUUCUACAGAUGUUUUGAAGCUAUGUUUAGUGUGCAUUGCUCAUGCUUUCAUUUUUCAGCCAUACUUACACAGGUAUAAAUUACUUUAUCCCAAAUGGUUUGUGGCUCAACCAAGAGGUUUGGAUAAUGCCAAAAUUUGGAUAAACAGGAGUGCAGUUUAUUUUCUCCAAAUAGCACAAAACUACUAGGGUUGAAUGUGGUGGGUGGCCAAGAUGGAAGUUCUACUUCUAAAUAUAUUUGUUUUGAAUGCAGUAGAGCCAAACUCACUUAGGAAGGGCUGUAGCUCAGUGGUAGAAGGUAUCAGGUUCCUACCAUCUCCAGAUAGGUCUGGAUAUGUCCCCCUGUGUGAAAGCCUGGAGAGCUAUGGCCAGCCAGAGUAGACAAUGCUGAACUAGAUGGACAAUGGCCUGACAUGCUAUAAGGCAGCUUUCCUAUGUUCAAACUAUAUGCUACUCUUAAGGUGCAGCUAUGUAUCAAGUCUCAUUUUCCUUAACUACAAGCAUAUGGGGAAGAAAUUAUUACAGGGAAGUUAGUGGGGGCUUAUUUCUUCCCUCUCCAGUGCAAUCGGAGCCAAAAUUGGCUUCCUUGUGCAGCUAAAAUGCUUAAGGAAAAAAAUUCCCAUUGAUAGCAAUGGUAAGUUUUCUUUAGUAUUAGAUGCUGGAGGGGGAGGAUGAUUUUGGCUCUGAUCACACAAGGGAUGUUCAACUUUCCUUGCAAGGAUCACACACAUACACCCCUACACCUGUACUUAAGAAACGGAAAACUUGAUAAAGUUUAAUAUCAGGCAGACAUCAGUUUGGCCCUAAGAGAACUACUCAGUUCUCAUGACAUUCAUUCCUCUUCCUUCUAUCUGCAUUGGUUCAUCCAUGGAGUCACUAUCAUCAACUUUCCCUUCAAGGUUAACACCCAUCCCUCAUGCAGAGAGCUGCACAUGAGCUAGGCGACUGUGUUGUUAUGCAAAGGACACCACUCGUUUUCAUUCAUUUCAAUCGGUCUACUCAGAGAAAAUUACUUGCAUACCACCACCCUGUAAUUAUGUUUGGAAGGGAAAUCAAUCGGGUUAUCUAUUGAAAUAGGACUCUGAACUAUAUUGUGUGCUACAGCUGAAGGAGGCAAGAUUUUCCUUCUCCACAACUAGUGGCGGUUGAACUUCUUGACUCACCAUUGCUGAUCUCCAUGGUAACUUGACCAAUCCUUGUAGAAGUUGUUCAAAGGUGACUACACAACAAGCAGGGUUGGUGAAUGAUUUACUUGUGAACAAUAAGAGAGCACUCAGAUGUGUCUGGGUAGAAAGGGAAACCCACCAAUAACGGUGCUAGCUUGAAGGAUGACAAGAGGUAACACACAAAGUCCAUCACUCGGUACAAUUGGAUGUGUGCAAAAUAGUCACCACCUGUCCAGCUAGCGGGGUAUAAGCACAUGGAAGGCGGCUUCUAGAUGUGUAACUCAAGCGGGAUGAAGGGCAAUAUGUGAUCUAGCUUCAGGACUGCGUCCCUCUCAUUCUGUUAGAAAAUAGCAGCAGUAAUCUUCAGUUACUAAAGGGCAAGUGGAGGCUUACAUGGCUGAACUGUACCUGCAGCAGGGUUGGGUGGAAGGCCAGGAUAUGCAUUUAACAAAUAAAUGAACAAAUACAUGUUCCUCCAGACAAAAAAACAGGCCAAAAAAACUGAGUGUCAGGAAAUAGGCUAAGCUAGAAUGCUUCUUCCUGACAUACCCGUUUUCUAAGCAGGAGCUAUUUUCGUGUAGAUGAGUAUUCAGACAUAAGAGUUGCCACCUGCAGUCUGAAGUGGUACAGUCCAGAACCUCAACUGCUGUGCUUUUGGUAUGCAUGACUUACAUUUAAUUUGCUUGAUCAGCCGAGUCUCUCCAUUCUACUUGCACUCCGGGGUAGAAUGGUUGAAGUCCCCCAAGAAUAGAUUUCAAUUUAUAUUUAUAAAUUGGUUGGCAUUUGGUUUAUAUUUAAAUAAAUCCCCUUAUGGUGGAUUAGCAGAUAGGGGGGAGAAGAAUCUGUCUUGUAGUUGAUCUUGUUUUUUAAAAAUAUACGGUGAUUCUUCUCCCCCAUCUGCUAAGAUCUCCAUUGCAUGAAUGGCUUUUCACAAAGUGCAUAGCAAGUAUGGGGACCCCAGUCCAGACUGGAACCCUGGUACUGGUGGGAGAGGGCCUUUAACCUUUUGCCCCUGCUGCAGUCCUGAUCCAGCCUGGGGCAGGGGAAGAGGGGAGGAGACAAGACCUGGGUGUCAGCGCUAUAUGUCUUCAUUUGACCUGGAGAACCGGUGUGAACUAAAAACUGCUUUGUAGGGUAACAGAGAGGAGGAAGGCCUACCAUCUGCAUUAAAAGAACAGCUCCAUUGGUGUGAACGGGAGCUUCUAUUCCAAUGCAAAAAGUGGGUCUGGGGACAUAGAUCCAUAUUGGAACUGCAAUGUGGGCCACGCCAAGAUCCCCAUCCAGACUGGGGGCCCUGCACUUGCUAUUUACUUACUUAACAAAAUAACUUUGCAAUUGGUAAUGGCGCAGAAGACGUUUUGUCUCCUUGUGCCCCAAAGCCACCGUGUCAAACAGGCUGGCCUCAGUCCAGCGAGGGUCAGGGCUCCUGAAUCUUUAAUAGCUUGAAAUAAGGAGUUUCAGCAAGUCUGUCAUGUCAACUCCAGGCUCAUCCAGACUUCUUUUUGUGCUGCAUUUCUAGGAAAAGAUCUGUGUCUUAAAGUGUCUAAGCGCUUUUGCAGUGAAAACUCGCUCUUUGCCUCUGAAUCAGAGCAAAUGGCAAUCUGUAGAAUCUGUAGAAAUCUCAAAUUGCUGUUUGUUCCGAGCUAGUUAAGGAAGCUACACCCACCAAGUUUCCUCUUCUACACAGCUACUGCACCAUUGUUUAUUUGCAUGCCACUUAUCCAUGGAAAACCAUACCCAAGGCAGCUCGUAAUAUCAAAGUUUACAUAAGAUAAUUCACUAGUAAUUACACGACAUAACAAAAUGUAAAUAGUCAUAUAAGCAAUAUGCCAAUGAAAACAUCUCACUCUAAUGAAACUAUAAUAAAAUUAAACAAUCUGCUGGUAAUUCCUAAUAAAGGCCUAUAAAAUACAAGAACAUAAUAGCACAACUUCUCAGCCACAGCAACAACCCUAAACAAAACUCUACCCUGAUUGUCUGAAAACCUUAAUCUUACCCUAUUUUAGCCCGGGGGAGGGGGUGGUCUUUUAAUUAUGGCUUAGCUGCUUCUUAAUGCUUUGCAAGAGGAGCAUGCCAGGAGGUUGUAAAGAUCCAGCUACUUUUAAUUUGGUGGAGGGUGAGUUAACUUUAUUAAUUAAAACCUUGUUUUAAUGGAUUUUGAUUCAGGACUUUGUUACAGAACUGCUCGAUCGAUUGAAAGGUCUCAGGAGAAUGGCCAACAAUCAAAAGAAAUGA
Podarcis lilfordi (Lilford's wall lizard) is the source of this 8677-nucleotide messenger RNA. Lineage: Eukaryota; Metazoa; Chordata; Lepidosauria; Squamata; Lacertidae. The record is from the annotation of a GenBank genome assembly.